CGCCGGGCGGGCCGGGGCGCAGCUGCGAUCCUAGAUUGAAGACCGACAGAUGAUGAUCCCAGAGACAGCUGCGCCAGCUCCAUUGUUUUGGAUAAGACACAGUGUAGGGCCCAGAAACCCUGUGUUGGCCCUGUGACUCCUUUAAGACUCAGGACAAUGAACCCUGCGAGUGAUUGGGCCACAUCAGAGAGUAUUUUUGACUUGGACUAUGCUUCCUGGAAGAUCCGUGCGACGCUGGCGGUCGCUGGCUUUAUCUUUUACCUGGGUGUCUUUGUGGUCUGUCACCAGCUGUCAUCCUCCCUAAAUGGCACAUACCGUUCUUUGGUGGCCAGAGAGAAGGUGUUCUGGGACCUGGCGGCCACGCGGGCGGUCUUUGGUGUUCAGAGCACAGCCGCAGGCCUGUGGGCUAUGCUGGGGGACCCCGUGCUUUAUGCCGACAAGGCACAAGGCCAGCAGGGCUGGUGCUGGUUUCACAUCACAACUGCAACUGGGUUCUUCUUCUUUGAAAAUGUUGCGGUCCACCUGUCCAACUUGUUCUUCUGGACAUUUGACUUGUUUCUGGUUGUCCAUCAUCUCUUUGCCUUUCUUGGGUUUCUUGGCUCUGUCAUCAAUCUCAGAGCUGGCCACUACCUGGCCAUGACCACGCUGCUCUUGGAGAUGAGCACCCCCUUCACCUGCGUUUCCUGGAUGCUCCUGAAGGCCGGCUGGUCAGAUUCUCCGCUUUGGAAGCUCAACCAGUGGCUGAUGAUUCACAUGUUUCACUGCCGCAUGGUACUGAUCUACCACAUGUGGUGGGUGUGUUUCUGGCACUGGGACGGCCUGGUCAGCAGCCUGUAUCUGCCUCACUUUGCAGUCUUCCUUACGGGACUGGCUCUCCUAACACUCAUCAUUAAUCCAUAUUGGACCCAUAAAAAGACCCAGCAACUUCUCAAUCCAGUGGAUUGGAACUUUGCACAGCCAGAAACAAAGAGCAGUUGGCCAGAAAGGACCAAUGGUCAAGUGCUGCAGAAGAAGAGGCCAUAGCCAUGCGGAGCCAGACGGGUCCCAAGCACCAGUGGAUACUGUGGACACUUGGGCCCUACUAGGUUCCGUGAAUAAUGGUUUGGUAAUGGAUGAGCUGGUGAAUGUUUUGUGUUCUAAGUGAAAAUACUAACUUUCUUUCUCAUUAGUAUUAAUGUUGAAGUAGCCACAAAAUGUUAAGACCGUGAUUCUCCUGAUUCACAGAUUUUUGCGUAAUGAUUCCCUGACUGUUCUGAUGUAUUCUGUGGCUCAGCCGCCUGGGACCAAGGUUCAGGGACAGGCCGUGGUGUCAGGUUUUACAGACUUUCCAGGGGGAGCUUUGUUUGAAUACUUGAAGCAGCGACAUAGUGGGCUGGAUUGGCUCAGCAUGGACUUCCCAGUCACAUGUUCAUGUUCUGUGUGUCUUAUUCAGAGUCAUGUUCAAUUUAGUUGGAGAGAAUUGGCCUAAGAUAGAAAAUAAUACGAUUUGUUGCCCUUGUCAAAAUUCCCCAUUUAUGAAAUUCAAAAACCAGGUGUACAGCAGUGCCAUCUAGUGGCAGAAAGUAUACAGGCACCUUCCUGGGUCCACUGCUCUCCUGGCUGGGUGAAGGCACCUUGGAGUUUGCCCACCCUGACAGGGUGUGGAGUGGUCCAGGUGAAAUCUUGCAAAUUAUGUGUUUAUCACUGAACCUAUUUUUAAAAUGAGAAUUUUUUCAUUCAUAUUGUAUUGCUUAAUUGACAAAAUAAGGUAGAUGUUUGGUAAUCAGAUUUCUAGAUUUUAGAACCAUUUUUAAAUGACUCAAUUGCUCAUAGGUGCCCAAACUAGACUCUAAUUCCUUGGUUGGUGUUUCUCUGUUGAUUUCAAAACAAGACAGUGAUAACAUUUUCCUGUGAGCUGUGGGGUGGACCUGAACCCCUCAGAGCUCAGCUGUAGGCCUUGGGUCCCUAGAAUGGCCCCACAGCAGCCUGGUGACAGAUCUCAGGGUACAUUACUUUACUGUUUUGUGCAGAUAAAAUUUAUAUACCAAUUUAGCAAUUUUACUGACACACACAAAUUUUUUUGUCUUGAAUAUGCUAUUUUAAGUCAAAGUUUA
Molecule: messenger RNA, 2093 nt
Organism: Otolemur garnettii (small-eared galago)
Lineage: Eukaryota; Metazoa; Chordata; Mammalia; Primates; Galagidae
Gene: CLN8
Product: CLN8, transmembrane ER and ERGIC protein
Exons: 3
Coding region: 157-1023 (288 amino acids)
Biological process (GO): lipid homeostasis
Cellular component (GO): membrane; endoplasmic reticulum
Source: RefSeq, a predicted model, not a curated record